CUCUAGUCCUCCUAUACACUAGAAUCUCAGAUUUGACUUCCCGCACGAGGAGCAGUCGGGAUCGGGAGGGGAGGGAUGACGAGCCAUCGCCGCCUCCGCUCGACGGCGCGGCCGCCGCUGGAGGACGAGGACCUGCUCUCCGAGGUCCUCCUCCGCCUCCCGCCGCAGCCGUCCUCCCUCCCGCGCGCCUCCCUCGUGUGCAAUCCCUGGCGCAGCCUCGUCGCAGAUCCGGGUUUCCUCCGCCGCUUCCGCCUCCACCACCGCCGCAACGCUCCUCUUCUCGGUUUCUUCGAUAUUAGUUACGCUGAGGGAAGUUUUCACGACAUCUACUUCGUACCCACCAUGGAUCGCCCCAAUCGUCUGCCGGAUGGCCCGGAGGGCCGCUUCUACUUGCCGGCCGCCAACCGAGAAGAAGGCUACCGCGAGCUUCUUGGAUGCCGCGAUGGUCUCGUCCUCAUUCUCCACUUACCAUGGAGGUGCCCCCGGAGAACACCACCGGCAUCGUGGCGCCCGAUCCUGGUGUGGGAUCCUGUCAGCGGCGACAAGCACCGCAUUGCCUUCCCCUGGGGGUUCGAUGAUUAUAAGGCUAUAAGCUCUUGCAGUGGUGGAUCAAUGGGGCGGUGCUUCGCCGCGCCGGAUUAGACCACUUUCAUGUAAUCUUGCUAGUGACAGAGGAGGGAAAAGAAAAUAGGCGAUUGCUUGCAUGGGUUUACUCGUCGGAGACCAGCGAAUGGGGUGAUCCCAUAUAGACGCUGCUUCCAUCCUGGGACUUCUUAAGCAAUCCGGACAAGCCCGCUGUGCUUGCUGGGAAUUCUCUUUACUGGAUCCUUGUUGGUAAUUCAUCAUGCAUCGUUCAGUUUGAUUUGGAUAGGGAGACACUAACACUAGCCGUCAUACCUGUGCCCUGCCAAUUGCAUCUGAUCCACAGGAGCCAAUACUCGAUUUUGCGGGCAGACGACCGUGGGCUUGGUUUCCUCUUUCUGUUAAAGUGGGACUACAGGGCUGUGUUUUAUGACUGGAAGACAGAUCGUGAUGGUGUUAGUUCGUGGGUGAACUCAAAACUCAUUGAGAUAGACAAGCUACUUUCUCUGAAUGCAGAGAAGAAGUACGAGCUACUUUGCAAGAAUCUAAAUAAGGAGUGCACAAGGAUGCUAGGGUUUGCGGAGAACAGUAAUGUGAUAUUCCUGGAGACGUUUAUCGGCCUGUUUAUGAUUGAACUCAGCACAUUGCAAUUGAAGGAACUUCCCCGAACCAACGGGCACAGAUUCAACGUCCAUGCAUUCGAAAGUGUCUAUACUGCAGGUACUGGCAUUGGUGGUGGACAUGGUGGAGCUGAAGUUUUGCGCAAUGCCUAAGGUGAUUGUUCAGACAUAUAUGCUAUCGUGAAAUACAAAUUUAGUAGGUAAGCUUGUCUUUAAGUGCUAGCAUAAUGAAUAUUUUCUAUUUCAGAUGCUUCGUGGAUAUCUUUAUGUUAUAAAUUGUACUGGUUGCAAAAUUUCUAUUGAUAUUUUUUCUCGCUA
Molecule: messenger RNA, 1520 nt
Organism: Aegilops tauschii subsp. strangulata
Lineage: Eukaryota; Viridiplantae; Streptophyta; Magnoliopsida; Poales; Poaceae
Molecular function (GO): protein binding
Source: RefSeq, a predicted model, not a curated record